AUGCUAAGACAUGAGGAUAACCUUUCACGUCAAAUAGAGUACCACCAAUCACUUCGAAAAGCUCGGAGAUAUAAUUUAUUCAACCAGACACAUUGUCCUGAUAAUGUUAUUAUCCUUUCAACGCCAACUAAUGAUCCCAAUAAUAAAGUUGAGGAAUACAACCUCAGUUGUAUUUUUCAGAUAUAUCGAAAGGCCAUGUGCGAUUUAAACAAUACAAAUGAGUGUGCAAUUAUAAACGGUCUCAAAACACUCUCUGAGAUCAUCAGAGAUGGGUCAAUGGCAAAGGAAAUGAUAACCAUAGAAUUGUUUCAAAGACUGUUAUGUGUCACUCUGAACGGAGACUUUCUAGUUCUCGAUGCUGUGCUUGCUUUCUUGAAAAUUGCGUCGACGUUGCCAAGUGGGAGAGUUGGUGCCCUUAUUUUUUCGAGUGGUCUUAUAACCGUAUUGAAGAGACUUAUUCUGAAUGAAUAUGGAAGAGACCGCCAGAUGGUUGCUCUGAAAAUAGUGAGUGAAGUCAUUUACAAUAAAAGUAUGUUGUGCGAACAACUGAUGACUGGCGGGUUCUAUUAUCCUUUCGAGAACGAAAUGAAAACCAUUUUUAUGGAAGGUCAGUGCGACUCUGCAAUUAAACUCUCACUCGUCGAGUUUGUCAUUUCGUUCACAAAUAAUAUGGCAAACACUUUCGCAUUGAUAGCAGGGAGAAUGUUCUUCAUAUUGCGAGACGAACUGCGGAGGAGUAUACCAGAAGUUACAAUGCUUCUUUUAGAAGCUUUAAAAAACACUUCAAUUCAAGAGGAAGUGUCUCAGAGUAUUGAAGAACGUGGGUUGAAGGAUUUUUUAAUACUGUUCCAAACUGGCGACUCGAUUAUUCAACUGAAGGUACUUGAACUCAUCGAUCUGUGGUUUGAAUUGUGUCGAACUGUGCAGUUUCAGGAGUUCAUUGGUAUUGUCGAGUUUCUCUUUAAAAGCGCACAACAAAUAAACUUGAGAGUUCUUCCUCUAGUUCUCAAGUUUAUUUACAAAGUCCUUCUUUUCAAGCCACACACAAUUUUGCAGUUGUUGUUUGAAUAUCAAGAAACAGUCCAAUUCUUCAUUGUGUGUUUUGACGCACCAAAUACCGAAGUCGCUGAAGCCGCUGUCCAACUGAUGUAUUCGUCGUGUUUGACUUUUGGGAAUAAACAGAAUGGUGUUAUCGACAUGUUUAUUAACAAGGGGAUGAUAGAGUCGAUAUCACAAAGUCUUCAAACGUAUAAGAGAAUCAACAACGAAAAGACAAUCAUUUCUAUGUUGAAAACCCUUCUUUUCAUCUUUUCAGUUUGUUGCUUCAAGACCGAUCACAAUAACAGGCAGAUCAGAUAUAACAUCUUUUUGGAGUGUAAUAACCCUAUCAUGUUAUUUGUAAGUACAGGAUGUGAGCAAUAUUUAAAUAACGUGAUAUUUAUGAACGAAGAGGCAAACACAUUGGUCAGCAAGAUACGAGAAAUAGUUCAGAUGGAGGAAUCGAAUUUCAUCGAGUGCAAGAAACUCUAA
Entamoeba invadens IP1 is the source of this 1530-nucleotide messenger RNA. RefSeq lists its product as hypothetical. Lineage: Eukaryota; Evosea; Mastigamoebida; Endamoebidae. Bases 1 to 1530 code for a protein of 509 amino acids. The transcript has a single exon. The record is from RefSeq and is a predicted model, not a curated record.